AUGAGCAUCUCCGACCAGGCCGGAGGGUCCGGAGAGGCGUCAGGCCGGCGACACGCGGUCGAGGCCAGGCAGGAGGAGUCCGACGACGAGGAAUAUAAGGAAGCAGAGGGCGAUCAAGAAACCGAGGGGGCGGGUGAAGGGGAUGGCGACGGCAAGGACGGUGAGCAGCGAGACCGCAAUGUUGCCACUGGAGGAAGAAUGGGCGCGGACAGUCGAGGGCUUGGUCCAGGAGCAAGGGUUGAGCGUGGGUCUGCAGCUGUGGACCGCACCGCGGACCGUACGCUCCGUAGGUUGGAGGACACGAUGGUGGGACUGAAGGCUUUGAUUGCCGAUUCGAUUUUGGAUGCGGUGGCGCGAACGCGUUACGAGAUGGCCCCGUGGGGAAGGAUGGGGACGCUCGAGGCAGGUGUGGCGACUGCCGCGGACCGUGGAGCAAAGGGCUCGUCCGAGCAACCGGAGGCCCGAGAACCUGGCUGCGGGAGUUUGGCUCAGAAGUCCAAAGCCGCGGGUGCGACUGUCAAGAGGCCCUCGCCGAUCGCGUCUGGCACUGGAGGGCCGCCAGCAGCUGGAGGUGCCGCGACCCAGCAGGCUGGUGUGCCCUUGCUGCAUGGCGCAGAGGAAAUCCCUGACGCAGAUGCUAAGGCAACGGAGGCCAUGCAGAAGUGGAUUCGAGCUGUGAUGAAACGAUACAGGACUUUAAAGAACGAAAACGCGGAAGCGAGCGACGAGGUCGCCUGCUCUGCUGCGGUUGGACUCGAGACCGUGGCGGACGAUUCAUCCGCGAAGGGCAAGAAGUUUGUGCCCUCUGGUGCUGGGAGUGUGGCGUUUGUUUGCGCAGUUUCCUGGAUGCAGUGUAAGGGAUGUGAUCUGAAGAGCGCGGAAGCGAGCGCGAAACAGGCCGCGUUGCUUGCAGGAGCGAGCGAUCUGAGCGUGGUUCUCUACCUCGCGGUUUGGAAGCACAUCGUCACAGCAGCGAAGAAGGGACAUGAUGCUGCUAAGAUCGAACUCCAGGUCGCGAAACAUUUCGAGGUCGCGAAAAAAGCAUCUGUCACGAAAAAUGAGAAGAGCACCAUUCACGAGAAGGUGGAUGUGCUGAGAACCUGGAACUUCGACCCAGAUGCCGCAAAGAAGAUGCGGGCGCUGGGCUUGUACAUCGAGUGCGGUGACGAACGCGCGAAGGCCAAGAAUCGUGACGUUAGCCGGUCGCGUGUAAGAAAGAGUGCCGCGAAAUCUGAUGACGAAGGUGGCUCCCAGGCUGGAAAAAAGAGUGCCGCGAAAUCGGACGACGAAGGUGGCUCCCAGGCUAUUGAGCUUGACGACGAUGAAACGGAGGAAAUGUGA
Messenger RNA from Closterium sp. Naga37s-1, 1341 nucleotides. NCBI's taxonomy places the organism in Eukaryota, Viridiplantae, Streptophyta, Zygnematophyceae, Desmidiales, Closteriaceae. The record is from the annotation of a GenBank genome assembly.